This is a messenger RNA of Nicotiana attenuata, 601 nucleotides long. RefSeq names its product folate transporter 1, chloroplastic-like. Gene Ontology annotation, biological process: folate import into mitochondrion; nucleotide transport. Gene Ontology annotation, molecular function: FAD transmembrane transporter activity; folic acid transmembrane transporter activity. The transcript has 3 exons. The coding region runs from base 32 to 352 and encodes 106 amino acids. The record is from RefSeq and is a predicted model, not a curated record. Lineage: Eukaryota; Viridiplantae; Streptophyta; Magnoliopsida; Solanales; Solanaceae.
UGGGGGAGAGGGGAAGCCAACGCGCGAAGCCAUGAAAAAGAUGGCAGGUCUGGCGUCGGCAGACUGGCAGUGGGAAAACGCCACCGCCGGCGCCGUGGCUGGCAUCGCCACCGUCACUUUCUCUCAUCCCCUUGACGUUGUUCGUACCAGGUUCCAAGUUUACGAUGGAAGAAUCUCGAACGUCCCGGCUUAUAGGAACACUCCUCACGCUUUAUUUACCAUUGCUCGAACUGAGAUCCACAGUAGCAAUACCCAUUUUAUCUCUCAAGAAUCUUCUUGGAACCGAGAGGAAGUGUAUCCUAAUAGAGUUUGUACAUUGCUACUCCAACUAGAAAGACAGUUUUUCUUAUAAAGAUGGUUAAUUUCUUUACUUGAAUGUCAAGAGGGGAGUGAGAUGUCAGUAUGCAAAUCUUGACUGAAUGCUUUCUUGUUACAUAGAGUUGAUUCAUUCAGCCUCAUGACAUAAACAUAGGGAGAAACUCCAUCACACUUUGUCAAUCACAAUCAAACAUCCUGGUGGCGUAUGCUUUGAAUAUGAAGCUCCUUUCUUUGCUCCCCACUUUUGAGUUUUGUGCUGCAAACUGCCGAAUCUUUACCUUAU